Ochotona princeps (American pika) is the source of this 2004-nucleotide messenger RNA. RefSeq names its product C-type lectin domain containing 5A (gene CLEC5A). The record is from RefSeq and is a predicted model, not a curated record. Lineage: Eukaryota; Metazoa; Chordata; Mammalia; Lagomorpha; Ochotonidae. The transcript is spliced from 6 exons. Bases 323 to 844 code for a protein of 173 amino acids. Gene Ontology annotation, biological process: innate immune response. Gene Ontology annotation, molecular function: virus receptor activity.
UCUGUAUCAAGAUAUUUUGUGUUCCAAAUUCUCCUAGAAGUGCUCCCCUAAGUUGGAACUCUGCUGGCAGGAAGCUUCCUCUUGCCACAGCUCAGACUCCCAUCCCCUCUGGGCCCCGCCUGCUCCCUCUGCAGUGAACACUCAACAGGAAAGAUGAUUUGCUGGAGUAGGCUGCCAGGGAGACUGUGAAGCAGGGCGCUGCCUGAGCAGAGGCAGUGAGCUCUCAGGGAGAUCAUACCCCUGCCUGCCCCACCAAGACGACCCCCAUCUGCAAGCCAGCCCAGCCCUGAAGGAGGAAGCAGGCCCGCACAUCUCCUUCAUCAUGAACUGGCAUAUGGUAAUCUCUGCGCUUGUGGUAGUGGUGCUUAAAGUCAUCGGAAUGACCUUAUUUUUGCUGUAUGUCCCACAAAUAUUUGGGAGCAGAGAUGACAGCUUCAGUCCCACUAAAAGCUAUGGCUUCAGUUCCACUAAGAGCUAUGGAACAGUGUGCCCCAAAGACUGGGAUCUUCAUCAAGGAAGAUGUUUCUUCUUGUCCACCUCUGAGUUGUCUUGGAACAAAAGCAGAGAUGAUUGUCAAACAAAAGGAUCCACUUUGGCAAUUGUCAACACCCCAGAGAAAAUGGAGUAUCUCCAGGACCUAGCUGGUGCUGAGAAGUACUUCAUUGGCUUAGUCUACCAGCCUGCCGAGAAGAAGUGGCGCUGGAUCAACAACUCAGUGUUCAGUGGCAAAGUUACCAAUCAUAAUGAGAAUUUCAACUGUGCAACCAUAGGCCUAUCAAAAACAAUUGAUGCAGCAUCCUGUGACGUGACUUACCGCUGGAUCUGCGAGAAGAACCCCCAGUGAACACAACUUUACCACAAGAAUGAUGAGUAUACUUAGGGAGACAGCAAAGGAGACUAUUUCCAACUGGGAUUGGUCCAGAAAAUACAGACAUCAACUUACUAUGCCAGUCUACUGGCACAGCUCCCUCAUGAAUCCUCAGGGCUAAUGCACCAUUACCCUUCCAUAACUAUACUUACACAUGCACAACCAAGACAAACACUGCAUUCUGAGCCGUUCCUAAGACCGCAUUUCCCAUAAGAGUGGCCCCAUUUGGAUCCACACAGGUGAUAUACUCAGUGAUUCCACCAGGGGAAAUCCUUGCCUGCUUAGGAAAAUGCGCUUCUGUAUUCUGCUUUGGAGGCCUAGAUUAUAACCAUCUAUAGGAAAUAGAGUCAGUGUCAUGAAUUCAGUUUAACUGGCGUGAAAAUGGCAUCACUUUCUGUAGAAAUGAGCAUUUCUGACUUAUCAACAAGCUUUAGGGUACUAACAAUUUGUUUCACCCUUGGAGUGCGCCACCAUACAAUCAGGGAGAAACUGCAGACUGGACAGGCGUCAACACUAUUUAGAGAGUAGCAUGGGCAGAAGGGAUCGAUUCAGCUUAUGUGACCUUAGUUCUACUCAGCUUUCUCCCAUUCGCAUCCCCAAGUUGAGAAAGCAGAGCCCUUCUGAGUCUGAACUGUGAUUUAAACUUAAGGAGAGCUCAUAAAUUUGGCCUUGUAGCAGAGAGAAUAUUAUUUAUGGGAAUGGCGAGGUAUCUGGGCAGCACAGGAAUCUGCUCGGAAACCUCUCGGAGGAAAUCUACAAGGCUGAGGGGACCAAGAAACAUAGAUCUUUCAACAAAACCCAAAAAAUCAUUCAUGCUAAAAAUGUGUCCUACUAUGGCAUCCCCAUUUAUCCCAAAUAACUCCUUUACAACAGAAAUUUGGAUAAGCACUUUUUGCUUUGCAGAAUUUCAUUAAGUCAUUCCAUCUUAUAUAUAUAUUUUAAUAAGUUAGUGUAGUCUCAUGGGUCCUGUUGACCACACCGUGUUUUUCAACUCAGUUCUCUAAGAUCCUUUCUACCAGUCUAUUGACCCAAAGACUCCCUCAAUAGCUGGCAUCAUAUUGACUUAGAACUGUUCCAGUUGACCCCAGUGUGGAAUGAAAAGGGGGAAAACUGAAUGGAAGAGAAAAAUGACUUUC